Molecule: messenger RNA, 4612 nt
Organism: Biomphalaria glabrata
Lineage: Eukaryota; Metazoa; Mollusca; Gastropoda; Planorbidae
Exons: 2
Coding region: 435-1541 (368 amino acids)
Source: RefSeq, a predicted model, not a curated record
UAUACACCAAUAAUGGCGCCUCAUUCAUGCAGUCCGUGGAAUUCUCUAUCACACCUGUUGCCGCGGUUGCAUUCGAUAAAGUUAUAAAUUAUUGAAAACUUGUUAAUACAAGUUUGGUCAAUUUCAUUGUUACACUUCUGCCAAUCAAUGGCAACCAUAUUGAGGCUAUCUUUGUUGUGGUCCUAGGCCGCCAUCGCUUCCUCCCUCUUUCUUAGGAAUAGAAACUGAAAGCCUAUAAAUCAUUACGAGAAACUAUUCGAUAUUUAUCAAUGCAAGUGUUUGGGUUCUUGGUGUCUACGAGUCUAGGUAUUUAGUUCCAAGUCGCAUCCACUUGGGGAAAAGCGAGAGAAGAGAUUUUUGUGUUAAACCAAUUUCCAAGAAGUCUUACACCUUUUUUAAUUUGACUCAGGCGCGCGCACGCAAAUACAUUCAAAAUGUCAGUUUUUAAUCCACCAAUCAGACCAAAUGGACAAGGGAGGUCAGCUGCUUCUAACGUUUACUCUCAACACCGUCACAAUUCCCCGUCUAGCCUUCACCGUUUUCUAGACAGAAAUUGUGUCACCCCAACACGUUUUUCAUCGCAGGAUGCUCGCUCGGACCUACGGGGCCCUCAGUCACCACAUCGUGGUCAUAAUAGAAGCCCCUGUACACCUGAACGUCACCCAUACGAUUAUAAGGAAGGAGGAAAUCAAUAUGUCACUGAUCCAAUAAGAAACAAAAACAUAGCAGAUCAAUAUCUUGAUAGUUACCAAGAAACCAGGAGUCCCAACAACAUGGCUGUGAGUCUGGCUGCCAGAAAUAACUCUCUUACGUACGAUGUUGUUCAGACAGACUUGUAUCGGGAGUCUGGUUUAGAGAGAAACAGACAUGAAGGUAAUGCUGCAAUGCUGGAAGAGUGCUCAGCGAGGUGUACGCCUACUUUUAGAGGUCAUCACCAUGACGACCAGCCGCACCGAUUCAAUCAGAAUAACCGGGGCCGACAACUAGCUAGGCCGAGAGUUUUAGAAGGAAAUCUCAGCGCUUCUUCAGCAGAUAGUUACGUGAGUGGAGGAAGCUGCGAUUCGUCUCCAAGACGAUUUAGGGGUAGAAGAAGAAACUACGGUGGAAUACGACGAUGGAAUAAUGAAGGUGUAUACCCGCUGGUCAAAUCUCCAAGUGAUUCCGACCUUGCCAGCAGCGUCCAGUAUUGCAACUCGUUUAAGCAGAACCAAAGGUUUCACCAGAGCAGACGUGAAGGCACAGGUAGAUAUAGAUGCUCCUCGUCCGGAGCUCAGUUCCCUCAAACCAGUUUCGAUAUUCAAAUACUGAAAUCGUUUGAAAGUUAUCGCCAGUUAGAAGACGCUGUAUAUCAACAUUUUGGUCGUUAUAAAAGUAUCGGAAUGACAGUUGACCAAAACUCAAUAGUGCGACGUGAAGGACGAGGAUUUUGCAGUGGGUUUGUCCACACAGAUGUUCAGCCAAUAGCUGAAGGAAUCGUUCAAAACUUGUGUAGUCGAAUGAAAGACAGUCUGAAAGUUGAUGUGCAGUAUCGAUUAUCUUGAGGUGGGGAAUUCUCUCGAAUAGUAACUUUUGUAGUUACCGCGUCAUACAUAACACCAAGAACCGGCUUUGAUUGAUUCGUAACCUGACCAUUGCCAUUCGCGAAAGAAAAGCAAGCUUUCUAUCAAACCUUUGUAUUUUAUUUUCGGUAUUUCCCCAAAAGGCCGCAGUCUAUAAAUAAAGUAUAAAUCGGACUUCCUGUGUUUUAUUUUUUUUUUCCUAAAUGUACGUUGUGGGCCGGGAGAGGGUAUGGGAGAAUAAGUAAAAAUGAUACUAGAAUUCACGGGCCCAAAGCAUGUGUGCGUUUAUGUGCAGGGAGUGCGUUAUGAAGCUGGUCUUUCCAAAUCAAGUCAAAAGUCUAUGUCGGAGCUAUUACAAUUCCCAGUUGUUGUUUUUUAAUGGAGGUUCCAGAGAGCGAAAAAGAUAGAGAGGGAGAGAGAACGAGUCGUACAAUUUCAGUGUCACAGAUACACACACAUUCACGGGCUAAAACGUAGGUUACGGGGAUAGUUUAUUAAAAUAUAAAAAAAAAAAGAAAGAAAAGACGCGGUUGUUCCGUCCAUAUAAAACAGUUUAAAGCCUGGGAACAAAUCAACGGGGGUAGCUGGUGUGUACUGAUAGUAAUAAUAUAAAUAACAAAGACUCAAAUAUUUGUGUCUAACCCUCACAUCAAACUUGUGUACAGUCCACGUUAUUUCAUUUCGUACAACGCUUGUACUCAACACCUUUUUUUUUUUUAAUUUGUGCAACCUUCACUGCGUCAUAUUCAUGCCAACUAAAAACAAGGAACUCCUCGAGGUGAAUUAGAACUUAGUGAAUACAACUGUAAUCCAAUGAUACCACACCAUGCAUAUAGAUGACGCUACUUGGGGUUAUUACAUAUAUUUAUGUAAUUUAUUUUUAUCAUUUAUAGCCUCAGAUCUGUGCAUGAAAUUGUCGUGAAUUUGUUUAUAUCGAUUGUCGCCCCUAGUGUUUGUUUAUAGUUGUGAACUCACGUGAAGUCGAUUGUGUACUAUCUUCCUGUGUCUUGACCUUUACCAUGUGUGUAGUUAUUUUCGUCAUUCAUUGUAAUAAAGCUUUAGAUGUUGACACAGUCUUUGUUAUAUUAAAGUACGACAGAAAUAAUGUAUAUGUCAGUGUUUAGUAUGUCACUGUUUUAAAAUAGUAGUAGAAAUAUUUACAUACAUCUUCCUUCUAUUCUUUACAAACAUGGUAAUAGAUCUAGAUCUUUCUUUCUCUUCUGAUUGACGAUACCAUCGUUGAUUUGACCCCAUAAAAUUAACUUAAUUUUUUGGGUUCAUAAACUUUAAUUAACUUCAUUAACUUUGGUGUUAUAUAAAAAGGGCAUGCAUUUAUCUAUACCACUUAUAACAUUUUCUGAUUUAAAAAAAAAAAGUGUCAUUGAAGUUUUACCCUAACAGGCUAGUUAAAUACAAAUGGGAAAAAUGAAUAUUCCUUCUGAACAUGGAAAAUAAUUACGGAGAGAUAGAGUUAAUCAUGGAGGUAGUACUUUGAAACUUUGUUUUUUUUUUCAUUUUGUGUAGCACUAUUUCUAAAUUUUUUUAGCACUAACUUUUUGUACUUUUUUUUGUGUGAAAAUAUCUUGUACACCAUAGACCUAUAUAUUAUACUAGACUGGAAACCGGAAAUGAAUUCUUAUCCGCAAUUGAUCGAUUCACAGACAAAUAUUUAUAUUUUUUUUAUAUACGUAAACUCUUUUUUUAAGCUCUAAGGGGAGUCGCCCCAAUCAAUCUUUUCUGUCUUAGAAAAGUAAUGAUCUUUAGUUUUCAAAGUUUAGAAAUAAUGCAAAAUCAUUUCUGGGAUAUUCAUGCAAAUAUAUGAAACAAAGUCAUUUCGUGUUUGUUUCCAUUGAGAUAAUGUUUCGAAAAUCCUUGAUCGAAAUAAUUCAUGUUGUUUUAAAUCAUCUUAUGUACAUUUAAACAGAUUUCUUCUUCUUCUUCAUCGUUCUCAUUGUUAUGUUGGAGUGUUCAUAUGACUAGACCAAUACAUGAGAUGAACUGCGCAGUGGUUUCCAAAUCAGGGAGCUCUCCAUAUAGUUUUCUUUCUAUUGGGGUGAUUUGGGGCCAAUGUCUUAUACGGGCCUCUUGGUAGAGAGAGCAGUUUUGGAGGACGUGGUCGGCAUUUUCUGGUGAUACUCCACAUGGGCAGAUUUCACUGUUUCCAAUUUUGAGCUUCCGGAACAUGUGUUGUCGCAUUCUGUUGUGUCCGGUCCUGAGUCGAAAGAUUAGACGUUGGUCUUGUCGGGAUAGCUUAUAGUAAGCGUCAUCUUUCUUGUGAUUUGGAUGAGAGCUCGUCCAUUUCUCAUUUAUUUUAUGUACAAUUAAUUUCUUCAUUUCUUCUGGAUAGAGUGCAGAGUUUACUUGUGAGUUUAGCCUUGGCUGGCUAUACCCACCUAGGAGAAGGAAAACUCUGAAUUCAAACCUCUGUUGCCUUUCUAGAUUAUGUAACAGUAACUAAAUAAUAAUAAUUAUGAGACCAGAGUACUCUUAUUUUUUUAUGUUCAAUUACUAGAUCUAAAGAUUAAAUUAUAUGUUACAUAGGUUAGGGUUGAAAAAAAAAACUUUACUUCUUUUACCUACUUUGCAAAACAACACAUUGAUCCAACUUUCUAAACAAAUUUCACAUUUUUUGUAGUGUUAAAAAAAUCUCAAUGUCCAGUCUAGAGUAGUAUAUAUACGUCUAUGUUGUACACUUUUAAGACAAUAUUAAUUUUUUUUCUAUUUUUAUUUGGCAAUAUUUUUUAACUACGUUUUAAAAUAGCAAUAAUUCUUUUAUACUUUUUAAAUUGUCAAUAUAUACUUUUAUUGGCAAUGUGUUUGUUUAUGCUACUAACAAUGUAUGCUAAUAGUUAAUGACUUAUCUAUGUAAUAACUUAUUAAAAAUUGUUCCAGGGUGUAAAUCCGCAUGAAAUAUUUGAAUUGUGAUUAUCCAAGUUGUUUUAACUCUAUAAAGUUGUGUUAGUCCUAUAUCAAUAUGUCAAUAUGGCACCUAGCUUUCAUUUUCAAAUCUUUGUCUUUUUGGCCUGACAUAUAUAGAUCUAGGAUUGUCACAA